CGGGGGGCGGCCGAAGAGUAGGCCGAGGAGGGCGGGCGGGCGGCGGGCGGCCCCGUCUUUCCUCCUCGAGGCGCCGCAGCUCGCGGAGAGGUCGGGGGCCAGCGCCUCUGACCGCCCGGCGCCUGGGCCUCCCCAACGGGCGCCGGGAAACGCGCCGCCUCCGGGCUCCCCACCCGAGUCCUUGCUGGGAGCCGUGGCCAGGCCGCCCGCGCGCUUAGUUAACGUCCGCCCCGCCGGGAGGGGUCCCCAGCGCGCGGGUCCGUGAUCUCGCGGCUCUCCCGGCGCCUCGGAAGGGACGUGCGGCCCAGGAGCCGCCUCGCCCGUCGCCGCUGUGCCCGCGGGACAGGCGGCCGUGGGGUCGGGUGCCUUCCCCUCAGGCCGGUCGAUGGUCGCUCAGCCCCGUAGGACUUGCGGCCGCAGGACAUGCUGUGUCCCUUCGCUGCUCAGUGGGCGAGCCACUAGCCACGUGUGGCCACUGAGCAUUUGACCUGUGGCUGGGGCGACUGAGAAACCAAGUUUUAAAUUUCAUUUUUUUACGUUAAAACUUAAAAACCUCGUGUGGCUAAGCAGCUGCCGUAUUUGACCGUACGAGACGGAGUGCGGAGUUUUGAAACUAAGUUGUUGGUUCAUAUUUCUGUGCCAAGUCGUUUUCUCCGGAGACGCAAGCUCGAUGGAAAUUAUAUGACAGAAUAUUUGGGUAACAUCUUCCUGAAAGAUCUUCGAGGACUACAGAAGACAAAAACACUAAUGCAUUUGAGAAAGUGGUAAAGUUGGGGGGGGAGGGGAAAAAACCCUGCUUUCCUGAUUUGCAACUUGGCUGGAUGCUAAGAUGUCGGUGGACAUGAAUAGCCAGGGGUCUGACAGCAAUGAAGAGGACUAUGACCCAAAUUGUGAAGAAGAGGAAGAGGACGAGGACCCUGGGGACAUAGAGGACUAUUACGUGGGAGUAGCCAGCGAUGUGGAGCAGCAGGGGGCCGAUGCCUUUGAUCCUGAGGAGUACCAGUUCACCUGCUUGACCUACAAGGAGUCCGAGGGCGCUCUCAAUGAGCACAUGACCAGCCUAGCCUCUGUCCUCAAGGUGUCUCAUUCAGUUGCUAAACUUAUAUUAGUUAAUUUCCACUGGCAAGUUGCAGAGAUAUUGGACAGAUACAAGUCUAAUUCUGCUCAGCUGCUGGUUGAGGCUCGCGUUCAGCCCAAUCCAUCGAAACAUGUCCCCACAGCUCACCCCCCUCACCACUGCGCAGUGUGCAUGCAGUUUGUGCGGAAGGAAAACCUGCUCGCUCUGGCCUGUCAGCACCAGUUUUGCCGCAGCUGCUGGGAACAGCACUGCUCAGUGCUUGUCAAAGACGGCGUGGGUGUGGGAGUGUCUUGCAUGGCCCAGGACUGCCCACUGCGAACCCCAGAGGACUUUGUGUUCCCAUUACUGCCCAACGAAGAGCUCAGAGACAAGUACAGGCGCUACCUCUUCAGGGACCACGUGGAGAGUCAUUACCAGCUCCAGCUGUGCCCUGGUGCAGACUGCCCCAUGGUCAUCCAGGUACAAGAGCCCAGAGCUCGCCGCGUGCAGUGCAGUCGGUGCAGCGAGGUCUUCUGUUUCAAGUGUCGUCAGAUGUAUCACGCCCCCACAGACUGCGCCACAAUCCGGAAAUGGCUCACGAAGUGUGCGGACGACUCUGAGACCGCCAACUACAUUAGUGCUCACACUAAAGACUGUCCCAAGUGCAACAUCUGCAUCGAGAAGAACGGAGGCUGCAAUCACAUGCAAUGCUCCAAGUGCAAACACGACUUCUGCUGGAUGUGUCUAGGGGAUUGGAAGACCCACGGCAGCGAGUACUAUGAGUGCAGCCGGUACAAGGAAAACCCCGACAUCGUCAACCAGAGCCAGCAGGCGCAGGCCAGGGAGGCCCUCAAGAAGUACUUGUUCUACUUUGAGAGGUGGGAAAACCACAACAAGAGCUUGCAGCUGGAGGCACAGACAUACCAGCGGAUUCACGAGAAGAUCCAGGAGCGGGUGAUGAACAACCUGGGGACGUGGAUCGACUGGCAAUACCUGCAGAACGCUGCCAAGCUCUUGGCCAAGUGCCGCUACACCCUGCAGUACACGUACCCGUAUGCGUACUACAUGGAGUCUGGGCCCAGGAAGAAACUGUUUGAGUACCAGCAGGCGCAACUGGAGGCUGAGAUCGAAAACCUGUCGUGGAAAGUGGAGCGCGCGGACAGCUAUGACAGGGGGGACUUGGAAAACCAGAUGCACAUAGCAGAGCAGCGGAGACGGACCCUGCUGAAGGAUUUCCACGACACCUAGGCUGGGCGCGGCGAGCUGGAGUGAGGAAGAGGCGGCUGGAGGUCUCCCGGCGGCUGUUCUGCACGACGAGGCUCUGCCUUUCACACCCAGGCGGCAGCCAGACCACUCCUGAGAGCCCGGCCACACACCUCAGUCCUUCUCUCUUCUGUGCAUCUUGCUUUGUUUCUACUACGGUGGAGGCCCUGUUGAAUUGGCCUCGUCAGGAUUUGAAAUCCCCCCUGGAUGGUUGUUGGGAGGGAGGGAACGUUUUUUUGAAUGACUAUUAAUAGUAUUAGCUCAUUACAACUUAUGUAAUUUUUAAAGGUUGGGCAAUUGUACCAAAAAAACAAAACAAAAAAAAGGAAACCAACCAUAGAAUUACACAGAACCUUUAAAAAAUAAAUUGGCGUUGGAGUGUU
This is a messenger RNA of Eptesicus fuscus (big brown bat), 2703 nucleotides long. RefSeq names its product ariadne RBR E3 ubiquitin protein ligase 2 (gene ARIH2). The record is from RefSeq and is a predicted model, not a curated record. The transcript is spliced from 16 exons. The coding region runs from base 830 to 2305 and encodes 491 amino acids. Lineage: Eukaryota; Metazoa; Chordata; Mammalia; Chiroptera; Vespertilionidae. Gene Ontology annotation, molecular function: ubiquitin conjugating enzyme binding; ubiquitin protein ligase activity; zinc ion binding. Gene Ontology annotation, cellular component: cytoplasm; ubiquitin ligase complex. Gene Ontology annotation, biological process: positive regulation of proteasomal ubiquitin-dependent protein catabolic process; protein polyubiquitination; ubiquitin-dependent protein catabolic process.